Molecule: messenger RNA, 3265 nt
Organism: Musa acuminata subsp. malaccensis (wild Malaysian banana)
Lineage: Eukaryota; Viridiplantae; Streptophyta; Magnoliopsida; Zingiberales; Musaceae
Product: PWWP domain-containing protein 5
Source: RefSeq, a predicted model, not a curated record
CCGACCUCUCUUCGGCCCAUUCUCGUGCGGCCUCCUCGGGUCUCUCGUCGUCCCGACUAAUCCCCCGUUCCUCUCGUUUUGGGGCGGCGAAACCAAUCCCGAGGGUUUUCGCCUUUCCUGUCCAUAUGGAUUCGAAUCCCUCCGAGGGCGAGGCCGGACGCGGCAGCCUCGACCUCAAUUGCGUCGCGAUCGCCAGCGAGCAGACGGAGACCCUAACCGAUGCAGUGGAUUUGGGUUCGGACGCGUUGAGAGUCGAAUGCGUGUCGGACGGUGGGGCGAUGGAAGAUGCAGCGGUGGUAGGCGAUGCAGACGUUAUUGGACAGCAAUUGAAUGCGGUGGAUGCAGAUCGCGGAGAAUCGAUCGAAGUUGUUGGAGGAGGGUUAAUUGAUGCUGGCAGUGUGAAGGUCGUCACCGAGGCUGGCACACCUGGUGGGGAAACUAAUAUUGUCGAUAAGAAGGGCGCAGAAGGUAAAGGAGAUGGUGCUAUGGCUGAUGUGGAUGAGGUGAAGGUUGAUGUGGAAGCUGGAAUUCGGCAUGCAGACGCUGUUGUAGCUGAUGUAAAGCUGGUGGAUAAUAUUGUCGUUACGGAUGUUGGCAUGGAGAUGAGCAGUCCUGGAGACGAAGAUGUGAAGGUCGGUGAAGAAGAGAUGGCGGCAAGUAAGAAGAGGGGAAGGCCUCAGAAAUCAAUAGAUAAAGGAGAUGCUAUUAGUCCGGUGGUUGAUCUCAAUGUUAGUGCAGUGACAGGAAGCUGUGGGGAUCAAGAUGUGCCACUCAGUGACCAGAAAUCCAAGGCAAGGAGAAAGAGAGGAAGGCCUCGGCCUUCCAUUGUCGAACUUAUUGAACAUGCUGGUUGCCUCUUUCCCUUCCAAGAUGAGAAGAAGGCUGCGUUUGCCGGUUCUGAUUUGGUGUGGGGUAAAGUGAGGAGCCAUCCUUGGUGUCCUGGUCAGAUUUUUUAUCCUUGUGAUGCAUCCAAAAUGGCGUCGAACAUUCAGAAGAAAGAUCAUCAUCUGGUUGCAUUUUUUGGAGACAAGACAUUUGCUUGGUGUGAUGAGUCACGAUUGAAGCAUUUUGGGACAUACUUUUCACAAUUGGAGAAUCAGAGCAGUUCGAAUGCAUUUGUAACUGCUGUGAGUGCUGCACUUCAAGAGGUAUCAAGGCGUGUCGAGAUGGGAAUGACAUGCCAUUGUUUUAUGGAUGAAAUUUAUGCUAGCCUCGAGGAUCAAAAGAUUGAGAAUGCUGGGAUUCAGGAAGGAACAUGUGGCUCCACUGUUGACAGGUGUUGUAUUGCAACCUCUUUUGAGCCUCUUAGACUUGUUGACUAUAUCCAAACAUUAGCACAGUUCCCACAUGGUGGGGUUGAUAAAUUGGAGUUUGUGGUAGUCAAGUCUCAGUUGAAGGCCUUUUAUCACUCAAUGGGAUAUGCUGAGCUUCCUGUAUUUGUUCUUGUUGAAGAACUGGAGAACGAUAUCGAGGGCUCACCUUCCAUGGAAAGGAUAUCUGGUGAAGACAUCGGUGAUCCCUCAACUCCAACUUCUUCAGAUGCUGUUUCGGGCAAAAGAAAAUCAAGAGUUAGAGGAAGUUCACAUGGAAAGGAGAAACACAUCUUUGAGCAUGGUAGGAAAAAGAAAAGCUUAUCUGAGCUCUUGGAAAAGAACAAUGAUCAUCAUGAUGUGGAUAAGAACACUAGAUAUGGAGGAAAUGCUUCUUCACACAAAAAUGAUAAGGGUGCCAAUUUUGAUCCCGCUGAUUCAGGGAAGGGCAAGAAGAAAAAGCUUGACGCUUUAGUGGGUCUGGGAACUAAGUCACAGACUUCCAGACAUGGAAAACAGUUGAAGGUUGGAGAAUGCAUGCAUCAAGUGGCAGGACAGAUGACAGGGUCACCCCCCAUGCUUAAGUCUAAUGGUAAUGCAUUAACAAAAAGCUCAACUAAAGCAAGUGGUAGAAAAGAUGAUUUUGGUGAUGCUUCUAAACAAAAAAAGACUCGAAGAGGAAUCAAAAGUGUCCCAAGGGACUAUUCCUCUUCAGGCGAGAUGCUUGCCAAGCUCUCUGUAGCCGCAUGCGAUCCGACUGAGGAGUACAAUUCUCUACCUGUAAUGUUCAGUUUCUUCACUGAGUUUAGAAGCCGAGUCUUUUGUAGUUCAGGUAAGAGGGGCACAAGAAAAUCCACAGAUAUCAAGUCAGCCUCUUUGGAAACGGUAUCCGACCAUGUACAGGAAUCACAUUGGUCUGAUGUCGUCGUUACUGAAGGGGAAGAAGUGGUAUCAACCGAGCAAAAAAGAGAAGUUGAAUUACAGGGGAAGCUGCAAUAGAAGUAGCAGCCUGUAGAUGAAUUGGCACCUCACCUUGCCUUGAAUUCUAUAUCAGAAGAGGGACAGCAUUUACAGGAUGACUCUGCAAAUCCUAAUUACAUGCACAUAGCAGAUAGUGAAAAACCGAAUGGACAGAUUUUAGAUGGCACAAAUCCUAAUAACGUGUAAUAACUGGAAGGUAGAAGUUAAUGAGUGCAUGUCGACUGUGUUGGCUUUGACAUUUAGUGGGUCAGAUGAUGUUCCUACCGAAGCUGAUUUCAACAAGGCUUUUGGGUAAUUUGGAUCUCUUAGGGAAGCAGAAACGGAAGUAAUAAAGUUUGAAAAAUCAUUCCAAUUUGUCUUCAAGAGGCUCAGUGAUGCAGAAGUUGCUUUACGUAGUGCAGGAAAAUAUAACAUCUUUGGAACCACCCUUGUUAGCUUCAAGCUUAAGAUUGAGUUGGAAUCAAAAGCUUUUCGAAGUAGCACCAUUCAGCGACUGCAAAUAAGAUGUAUUCCCUGUUGAAACUCAACCUAACGCAAAUAUCUUAGGUCAUGGCAUCACAUUCCUUACCUAUGUUUCCAUUGUCGCGUAUGCUGUGGUAUCAGUGAAGGAGACAAUGGAGCAAGUCUCUGAUAACAUGCACAUUGAAGCAUAUGGAUUACCCCUGAUUAGUUGGUUAGGCAGAGUCAUUCUUUCUAAUAGAAUACUUUUUUUUAAUAUUUUAGUCCUUUUGAGGGGUCAUACUGUCCUACUUGUUCUGUGGAAUUUAUAGGCUCAGAGUUAUACAAAUGCAUUAACGAUAUAUUCAUCAUGAAAUUUGUCAUGACUAAGUUCUGAAGUGACAUUUCCUUCUCUUGAAUAGCUGUUUCAUUUAGGGAAGAUAUGUGUAAUUUAGAAACUAAAGUCUGAUGGAAGCUGUAGCAACUGAGAGCUCAUUUUCAUUUGGAUAGAUAUAUGAAUAUUGCUGUGUUUCCGU